UCUUUCCCCCUUUAAAUACAACAAAUCCGUUGAAGAAUUUUAUAAAAUAAAUCGUUCCAAACAAAGCAUAAAGAAAAUUGUACAGUUUAUUCAAAUCACAAACCACCAAUCGAUCCUUACAAUCUCAUCUGUUUCAAGACUACAGUGAAUCAAAUCAGUUCCGAAAAAAUGGCAAUGCAUGCUAGCCGUUUGACUCAAGACCAGAAUCUCAAUGUACACUUUGAUGGGGUCAAGAUCAAUGGGUCUAUUGCUCAAAAGAACAAAGGGGGUCUUGGAGGAAGGAAAGCGUUAAACGACAUAUCGAACUCUGGGAAGCCAUCGGCACUCCAGCCGUCGAAGAAACACAACACUAAGAACGUGAUUCCGAUAGGGGAAGAUAGCAUUGUGACCAAGAAGGCUCCUGUUAGUGGCCGAAAAGCACUUGGUGACCUUACUAAUUCGGCUAUACCGUCUUCUCAGAAAAACGGUUUGAAAAAAAUGAGUCAAAGAAAGAAAGCAAUAGCUUUUGUUGAUGAUGAAAAGUUUCCGUACUCUAUUGCUGAAGAGGGUUUCAUUCACAAUCAUGAUGAAUGUAUCAAAGCACAAAAGAAAUCAAUGGGACUGAAUGAGUUCUUAAGUACCAUUGGGUUAGAUGAAGCAGAUGCUUGUUUUCAAUCUGUGUCGGCAUGCAACAAUCCACCGAAAAAAGUAAAGGAUGAAAGUGCUUUGAUGAUCUUUGAGAUGGAGGAGAUGCUCGAGCCGAUAUUUGAAGAUCGCGUUCAUGGUGGGAUGAUGUCCCCGAUCUGUGGAAGCCCGGGUUCUCCAAAGCUGUCAUACCUGAACGAUUAUGACGAUUUUCCGAGUUUUGUGUUGACCGCGUCACCGUAAAGGUCAAAGUAGUGUGAUUCUGUCGUUCCCUGUUUUUGCAAAAUCUAUGUCCUAGUAGUGGUUGUUCUUAAAGUUGAAUGGAUAGUCAAACUAUUGACUGUUGUAGUUAAAAGAUAAAGAACCUUGUUUUGUUGAUGAUGUUGGGUAGACUAAUUCAGUCAAAUCUUUAGUUUUUGCCAAA
Molecule: messenger RNA, 1048 nt
Organism: Helianthus annuus (common sunflower)
Lineage: Eukaryota; Viridiplantae; Streptophyta; Magnoliopsida; Asterales; Asteraceae
Exons: 5
Coding region: 169-867 (232 amino acids)
Biological process (GO): regulation of mitotic cell cycle
Source: RefSeq, a predicted model, not a curated record